This is a messenger RNA of Xiphophorus hellerii (green swordtail), 1209 nucleotides long. It is a transcript of the gene clxn, whose product is annotated as calaxin. Bases 501 to 1142 code for a protein of 213 amino acids. The record is from RefSeq and is a predicted model, not a curated record. Gene Ontology annotation, molecular function: calcium ion binding. The transcript is spliced from 6 exons. NCBI's taxonomy places the organism in Eukaryota, Metazoa, Chordata, Actinopteri, Cyprinodontiformes, Poeciliidae.
CAGCCAGAGUCAAAGUGCAGACCUCAAUCCAAGAGAGAACCUGUGGCAAAAGCUAAUCCUCAAUAUGCUGCCAGAGAACAGAGCUUGAGCUAGUUUGCAAAUGAGAGACAUCAAUUGUAGAUGUGAAAAGCAGCUGCAGACAUACCCUAAAAAUGCUAACGCUAUCAUUACAGCAAAAAUGUUUUACAAAGCAUCGACCUGGGGGUAUUUAUUUGAGUGUACCCCACGUGAGCUGUGUCGUGCUUUUUUUUUUUUUUUAGAUUUUUUUUAUUGUAAGAACAAAAAAGGAAUGUAUCUUCACUAAAAAUCACAGCUAUACCCCAAACAUACCACACUGCUAUGCUAAAGGCUUUUCAAUUGCAGUCCAUUUCCGAAACGUGAGCCACCGUUUCCCGCUGUUGCCAUGGAUACGCACAGUCAACAACCCUCCUUCCUCCCUAAACCAAUACAGAGUUCUCGGUAAGCGGCGUCAAAACCAACCACGAAGCUGUUCAAAAACGAUGGAAAUGACGGCUAAGAGCAAAAAGGUGCUACAUGCCCAGGUUGAAGCACUCUUGAGAAAAGUGGAACAUUUCAAUAAAACAGAGAUCGAGAAUCUGAUCCUGAUGUUUAACACCCUUAUGGCGGAGCAGGUCAGCCGAGGGCGACCAGCAAAUGGCCUGAAAAGAGGGAAGUUUAGAGGCGUACUGCAGGGCACUUUUGAGAUGACCAAUGCCGUAAUGAUGGACGGAGUUUUCAGAAGUUUUGACAAAGAUGGUGACGGUGUCAUUAUUCUGGAAGAGUGGAUCAGAGGACUUUCUGUUUUACUUCGUGGGACUCUUGAAGAAAAAAUAAAGCACUCCUUUCGAGUGUAUGACUUAAAUAAUGACAAGUACAUCUCCAAAGAUGAGAUUUUUCACAUGCUGAAGCACAGCUUCAUCAAGUGGCCUAGUGAGGAGGAUCCAGACGAAGGAAUUAAAGAUGUGGUUGAGAUCGCAAUGAAGAAGAUGGACCUGGAUCACGAUGGCCUGCUGUCUUAUGAGGACUUUGAAAAAUCAGUGCUAGAUGAGAACCUUUUCCUUCAGGCAUUUGGACCCUGCCUCCCUGAGAACACGACUAUUGAGAAGUUUGAGGAGCUUGUGUUUAAGGAACCAGAGCAAUGAAACAUUUCAUAUCAGUGUAAACUUUCAACUGUGUCUUUAAUAAAAAUCUUAGUAUCUGCUUGCAAUA